UCCAACGAGCUGGCGGGGGCGAAAGAUGGCGACGCCCGUCGGGUGGUCGCAGGGGGGGUCAGGAUCGGUGUGUCUCGCCUUCGAUCAACUGCGGGACGUGAUUGAGUCUCAGGAGGAACUGAUCCACCAGCUGAGGAACGUGAUGGUUCUCCAGGAUGAAAAUUUUGUCAGUAAAGAAGAGUUCCAGGCAGUGGAGAAAAAGCUGGUGGAAGAGAAAGCUGCCCAUGCCAAGACCAAGGUUCUCCUGGCCAAGGAGGAGGAGAAGUUGCAGUUUGCCCUCGGAGAGGUAGAGGUGCUAUCUAAACAGCUGGAGAAAGAGAAGCUGGCCUUUGAAAAGGCGCUUUCCAGUGUCAAGAGCAGAGCCCUGCAGGAGUCCAGCAAGAAGGACCAGCUCAUCACCAAAUGCAAUGAACUUCACAAGCAAUCAGUUUGGAUUCGCUGGAUGACCUGGGGAAGGAGGCUCGAUAGUUCUGGUCCUGUGACCCAGCAAGCCCAUGUUUUUCAUUCUUUUCAUUCACCCGUGUCUCUCUUCAACGUGUGCCUUGACUUUUUACCACAUCUUCUCUUCUGAAACCUUAACUGCUUCAGAAUUUCUGCAUUUUCAGAGUUUAUGUUCUAGUUAAUCUUUGUCCAGCCUUUAAAAGCAGUAGGAUUUUCCUGUGAGGAUCAGAAUUUUCCAGGGCUCCCUAAGGGACAUUACAUAAACAGAGCAACCCCAGAUCCCUACAGCCUCAUUGGAUUUUAACCCAAGACACAAAACUCACCCUUGCAUCUAAUGAGCACUUAAUCUGGGGGUAAGUUUUGCCACCACUGUCUUCCUGGGUCCUCCGUACCCACCUGUGGAAUAGCGAUCCUGUCUUCUCCCCUGAAGCCCUAACACAGGGCUGGACAUCCAGCUGGCCCUCAGUAGGUCCGAUUGGAUUGAGGUGACUGAACUAGGUCAUGUUUCUAAGACCUAAACCCCCAGGGGACAUCCUAUUCAUUCCUUCCACAAAUAAAUGUAUUGUGCAUCUACCAUGUGCCAGGUACUAUUUUAGGCCUUAGGGUUAAAGCCGUGAAUAAAACAAAAAUCCUUGUCCUUGUGGACUUUAUAUCCUAGUUGAAAAGACAAAUGAGCAAAACAUAUGGUCGGUGAAAUAUACGUGCUAAGAAGGAAAAUAAAGCCGGAAAAAGGGGUAGGAAGAAUUGGGAAGUAUUGUAAUUUUAGACUCGGAAGGUGGAUAUGGGCAAAGAGCUGCAGGAGUUGAGGGCAGGACUGACCAUCUCUCUCCAAGGGCCUUUGCAUGCCCUCAUGUGGGCCACCUGGUCCACAAUAGAGUUGUGAAGUCACUGACACAUUCACCCAGAUGUUGUCCCCCCCACCCCCCCAGCGCAUCAGGACUCCAUAAUAAACUCAUUCUUACGAAGAUAUUAGCAACUACUCUUGGACAACCCCUGGGUGGGGGGAGCCAAGUUCUGAAAAGAUCCAUGAGGGAAUGCCUUAUCUUAGGAAGGAGCCCAUGGGAUGGGAACCACUCCUCCUCCCUGCCU
Molecule: messenger RNA, 1530 nt
Organism: Hippopotamus amphibius kiboko
Lineage: Eukaryota; Metazoa; Chordata; Mammalia; Artiodactyla; Hippopotamidae
Gene: SPATA24
Product: spermatogenesis associated 24
Exons: 5
Coding region: 26-571 (181 amino acids)
Cellular component (GO): nucleus; cytoplasm
Molecular function (GO): DNA binding
Source: RefSeq, a predicted model, not a curated record